Alligator mississippiensis (American alligator) is the source of this 8900-nucleotide messenger RNA. RefSeq names its product cell surface glycoprotein CD200 receptor 1-B. The transcript is spliced from 6 exons. NCBI's taxonomy places the organism in Eukaryota, Metazoa, Chordata, Crocodylia, Alligatoridae. Gene Ontology annotation, biological process: regulation of neuroinflammatory response. Gene Ontology annotation, cellular component: external side of plasma membrane. Gene Ontology annotation, molecular function: signaling receptor activity. Bases 1 to 939 code for a protein of 312 amino acids. The record is from RefSeq and is a predicted model, not a curated record.
AUGACACCAUGCCAGCCCCAGCACCAUCCCUGGACACCUUCCACCCACUUGCCCUUCUGCAGCUGGCUGCUCAUCACACUGGGUGAGCAAAGUUCCCAGGCAGGUAAUUCUACUGAACCCAAGACUCAGCCCAAAGAAGAAAACAAUUCAAAUCCCCAGGAGAAGCAAGAGGUCUGCAGACCACAAGGUAUUACUUACGAAAAGAUCAGCGGGUCUGCCGGUAGCAGGGUUCUGCUGACCUGUCCUAGCCCUUCAUGGGAGAGUCUGGUAACAGUAACUUGGAAGAUACGACCACGGAAGGGAGCUGACUGCAGCCUGGCCUACAGGGAAGAUACACACACGGUGGUCAGAACAGCCUGCAUUGAGAGACUGAACUGGAAUCCUGAACCAGAGCAGAAUUUUACCCUUCAGCUUUCAUCAGUGGAACUCACUGACGAGGACUUUUACAUCUGUGAAAUCAUAAGCAGUGAUGGGAACUUCGACCGAUGCUACCAUCUGACUGUGCUAGUCUCUCCCAAGGUCACUGUGAAUUGUGACAGAAGUGGCAAUGUGGUGUGCAAAGCAGCUGCAGGGAAACCAGCUGCACAAAUCUCGUGGGUCCCAGAAGUCUGUCACAGCACUAAGGAUGAAUCUCACCCCGAUGGGACAGUGACUGUUCUCAGCACACGCAUAGCUAACGCCACUGCAGACAGUCAAGUAACCUGCUCUGUCUCUCAUCCAACGGGAAACCAGAGCCUGUCCAUAGGCUGCCACUCAGGUAACGAAAUGGGUAAAGUGGGUCUUCUGCGGUGGGUCUUGAUUCUUCCUGGUCUCCUGAGCUUGCUGUUAAUAUUGGCUUUCAUCCACCUGUGCCUGCCCUGUGAUCACAGGUUUUGUCACAGAUCCCAAACUCUGGAAACCGGUCCCCCAGACAGCACUCCAGUAAGAAAGGCAAUAUAAACCAAGAUGACACCACAUUAUGGUCUGUGAGGAGAAAUUGUCAGAUUCUGCUUUCUGCAGCUGUUUUCCAUAAACUGACCACUAGACACUGACAUAUGCAAGACAGAACCAAUCAGUACCAUGAAUUAGCCUUGCAACACGUGCCUGUGUCGUGGUCCCUGUCUCAGACUAGGAUCCUUGGCAUCCAAAGGCAAUGGACUUUGCCAAGUCUCUCUCAUUACAUCUGUACAAGCUGUGCUGACAACAGCUGUGAUGCAGAUGGUUCUUGGACAGCCAGCAGGCCAUGGAUGCUAAAAGUCUCUGUCUGUCUCUAUCUGUCUCAAUUCAUUGUUAUAAAAUGAGAAGCAGGUACUGUUAAAUAAGUGUGACAUAAAAAUGGAGGUUACUCCCCUUAUUUCUUAGGGAGUGAGGAAGUUUACAUACACCUGGGGGCCCAAAGUUGGCAACCCAAGACAAAUUUUUUUUUUUUUACCAACUGCAUUUUUUUUUUUUACUAACAUAUAUUUUUAUAAAAAUGUGUUACAAACUUCAAAUAAAACCUUUCUGCCAGGAUCCGGACAAGGGCUAGUUUCAAUUUUAUGGCUCUAAUACCAACCAUACUAAAAAGUUUGGUUGUCAGUAAAAAGAUUUGCAACAUAUAGGUGCAUUCCCAUGAGCGUGCAAGUGUGGUUUCCAGUGCCUCUAGCUGUUUGAGGUGCCACAAACCACACACAGUGCAUGUGCACCCAUGCAACAUGCUAUUAAUUUGCAGCCUGGUGGGGUUUUUUUUACAAAAGGAAAUCUUGGUGCCAAAAAAAGCAGCGUGGUGCACAUGGUAGCAACAAGUGCUGCCUUAAACCAGAGCCUGGCUAGCCAGAGCCCAGCUCUGGCUGCUGGUCAGGCUCUGAGCGGCCAGCUCUGCACUGAUCAGAAGCCCCGCCUUGUCUUUUACAAUGGGAGUCUAGCAGACCUUAUGGACUGAUAUAACUGCUCUGCAGCACAAACCAGCUUGUAUCCAGCUCUGAGUUUAAAAUCUACUACCUCCUCAACCAUGCCAUGUUGAGGAGGCAUGGUUGAGUGGUGGUGGUGGUGGUUUGAGCAUGACAAUGACCAGUGGGUAAUACACCACAGUGUGAAUUGGCAAUGUAUUGGGUUGCUCCUCCAUUUCUUUCUUUCUGCAUAAAUGCUAACUACUGCAGGACACAGUGAGGCCAGUGUGUGUAUGUCUGCUUCUUCCUUUGUCCUGUAGCCUUCUGGGAGCUGUAGUGCAUGCUACAGUUCCUUCUCCCAGUCCCCUGGGGGUGCCCAGGAGCUGUAGUUCUCUGUACAACAUUACAGGACAAGACAGUAUCAUACAAGGAUACCAUGCCAUCUGAUACAGUCAUACUCGCUGAACAUGUGGCAGGUGCAGCAGAGGGAGGCAUGCUGUACUUCAGUAAGUGCAACACCCCUGGAGGAAAUGCAUACAGGAUCAUUAACCUGCCUACCGCUUGCACCCAGGGGAUCUUUCUGUGAGGAUGGAGAGCCAGCAAAGUAAAGCUGUCAUUAGCUUUAAUUAAUUGAGUCUGCUCUGACAGACUCAGAUACAGCAUAUUUACAGCAUGCCGGAGCAGGCUCUUGUCACAUCUACAGGCACCCUAAGGUGCCACCUUGCCCUGCCUUCUUCCUAUUACAAAGAAAAGCUAUGGUAUGUCGCAUAGUUCUAAGUUAAGCACACCAAAGUUAGGAAAUGCCCAAACGUUUCCGUUUUAAGCAUUCUCCAUCUGCCUUACACCUGUGCAUGAGUGACACAGUGUUUAAUUCCAUCUGUCUCAGCCUUUUAUACCGAUAUCUGUUCAUGAAGUACUUGUGCACCUUUCACAUACAGUCAAUUGCACUAGGGAGGCUCUUCACUGAUGUGUUGAUUCUUAUCCUCAUUGAGGAUCAAAACUGCUGGUGUAGGGUGGUUUGGGAGUGUGUCUGGAUUUUUACACAGUACUUUUGGUUGGAUUGUACAUUAUGGAGCAGAACAGCAGCAGCACCAAAAUGGUAAGUGUGCAACUGAGGGAGUGUGGCACCUGUUCUUAACACUUUAAUAUUUCAGAGGUAACUUCCCUAUUUCUUAUAAUUGCCACUUCCAUUCCAGAAGCACAACAAAUAAUGCAGGCAGACACUGCAUGCCAGACCUACCCCCCAGGAUAUGCAACAUCCUGGGUGAUAUAUAGGUAAUAUCAGAAAUAUCCCACUGACUUUGUAAACUUUAUAGGGGGGAGGUGAAGAGGGUGGUAUUUGGACUCUGAGCCAAAACCCAUCCUUUUCUUCUUUCUUGCCCUGCAGAAGACUUUCAAGAUCAGAAAUUGAAAAGGAUGAAUAAAGGAAAGCAUGAAUCCUUUAUAACAGUACAAGAAAUAGAAGAACAUAGUAAAUAAAAUGAAAGUAGAAUAGAAAUAGAUAUACAUAGGUAGCCAAGUAUCAAUAGGUGAGUAAAUAGAUAGUGUGUAAAUGAUAAAUAGUUUUAAAUAGUGUAUAUGUUUAAAUAGGAUGUAUAGUGAACAAGUAAACAGAUAAUGUAUAAAUAGUGUAUAAAUAGAUAAUGUAUAAAUGCUAAAUAGCGUAUAGAUAUAGGGGUUCAGGGAAGCUAAAACCUGACUAUUUUCUUCUCUUUUUCUACUAAUUGAACAGUUUUUUACAAUUUUUUAGUUAAUUUUUUUAUUUUAAAUAAUGCCUUUUUUCUGAGAAAAAAAGACAUGUAAAUGCACCUAAUUUUAUUGUUGAAGUAAAGAUUUGAAAUCCACAUAGUUCCUUCUGGAUGUUGCAUGUUUUUUUUCAUAGGCAGCUUGGCAUGCAUAGCAGUCUGUGUGCUUUGGGGGUGGGUCUGAGAGGUCAGGACCAUGCCCACCUCAGCAUGGGGAAGCCUUGCUUGGGGGCGUUUCUGGAGUGUUGGGAUUACUUGAAGACAGCAGCAGGGUGGAUUGGUAUGUGAGGUCCAAUGCUUGUGCAAUGGUUGUGUUGCCCCCCGAUCCCAAUGUACAAGAAUCCUGGCAAGACAGACUCCUGAGGGGGCAGCACCUUUUGGUAGCCCCCCACACAGAGUGCCCCAUCCUAAACCCAACAAGAAAAAUUGUAAAUACUGUGCCAGGGGACAGCCUUAACAUUUGAAAGAAGGCAACUAACAACUUCUCAGACUAUCAUGAGCCUAUGCUUGGUUUUUCUUUUUUGCAUCACCUCCACCACACUCUUUCCCUGCCAGGCAGGGGGAGCAGCUCAUCCCACUUUCCAAGCACCACCAGGCAGGUCUCCUGUGCCCACACAUGCUGCAUGGAUGCUGGGCAGUGUGGUGGAGUAGGGUGUUCGGGGUCCCUGCCAGGUGGGGGCAGCUGUCCUGGGCAUGGGGCUCCCUGGGACCCAAGGAAUCUUAAUCCACCUCUACACCACCCCCACCCCAACCCCCGGCCCAAUCUGCCAUGCUGCUGCUCAGCUUGGGCAGUCAUCCCUGCUGUUUCAUGGGAGGAUACAAAAGACAGGAGGCAGAUCAUUCAUUGUCUUUUACAUAAAAAUCCUUCAAAUUUUUUGUCUCCUUUUUGUUUUUUUCUCAUUAGUAAAACCAUGAACAAGUUACAUUUGUAGAAAUGCAAGCAUUGACAGUACCACCCAGCCCACCCCCCCUGCUGCAGGACAGUUAACAGACAGGGGACCCCAAUACCAUUUGGGCAGCAGUACCCCAUAGUUUGCGGCAGGCACCCCUGCAGGGCAGAGCCAGGAAUGCAAGGAGGCGGGGGGGGGGGCGCGGUUUAAGAGACAGACAUGUAACUGGAGCACCAUUUAAUGUUGAAGUACAGUGUAGAAAUUCAUACAGUUCCUGAAUUGGCAUUUUUCUUUCGUAGGCAGACUGGGGGCCGGGCGGUGGGGGAGCUGGGUGGCCACUCAUCACACUGUCCAAUUAUUUCUAAUGAUUACUGCUACCAGACUCAGACACUGAGCAGGCAGGUGACCCUAUCCACUUCGUUCUGCAUUCACAUUUGCGUAACUUAAUAGCUUUUGGUUAGUCACAACUAGCAUUGACCAGUCAGAAUAUUUUAACUGGAGCAACAAAGACUUAUUCGUCUGUGUUUGUUUGCAGUUUUGUUUUUGUAUGGUUUGUGUUUUUGCCAGCACCUUGACACUGACAGUCUUUCUCCUUGAAUCUUGAUAUUUGCUUUUGUCUUUGUGUUACUGUGUUUGUGUUUUUUGCAUUUUUGUGGCUGUGUUUUUUCUAUUUUUGUGUGCAUGCUUGUUGUUUGUGUUUUUACAAUUUUUCCUUGCUUGUGUUUGUGUGAUUGUAUGCUUUGUGAAUGCUGAUGCUUUUAUGCAUAAGUAUAGCAGUAGUCACUUCUUCAGAAUACAUGGGAAAUGUAGUCCUUAUACAGAAAGAAAAAAAUGGAGGACCUAGCCAAUACCUGCCCAACCCUCAUGCACAGUUUGGUGCACUACCCUCGUGGUAGUGGUGGUGCACAUACCACCACCACUAUCUCCAGUCUCUUAUGUGCUCCCCCGCCACCCCCAGCUCUGGGCCCAGCCCCCUGCUUGAAACUGGGGAGCAUAGCAUCAUAAACUUAAUUCAUUAUUUUAAUUAGACUUUAACACAUUUUAAAAUAAAAUUUAAAAAAUCAAAUAUUUUAAAAUUAUUUUAUAUAUUUUUUGUACUCAUGUUGUGUCUCUUAAAAAGAAAGGCUGAGUGCCCUGGGUUGGGAACUAACAAUCUGAAGCUUUCCCUACCUAUGUGUCACCUGUUGCUGGUCUACACUGAGGUCCCCUCACAUUCACCUGUACCCCGCGGUGUCAGACUCUGCGCUUUUACAGCUCUGUGUUAGAGAGGAGCUGAUGAAAAACUGUAAGUGGAAAACAAGGCAUUCAGGCUGGACUGGGAAAGAACCUGAAAAUCUAUUUAAAUGCGCCAAACCAGCUUUCUGCCUUUCCCUGCUUGCCUCUGCCAGCCUGAGCUGUGGGCAGUAGCAAGCACUCCUGUGGGAAAGGAAGGACGAGGGAAGGAGAGGAGAACUCACAACACGCUGCUUGGAAGAGACUGAAUCCGUUGGGGAUCAUUUCUAGGUGCUCCAGGCUUGCUGUCCUACAUGAACCUUGGCCCAAGAGCAUUUUUUCUCCCUCUCAAGCCAGGCUUGUGAGCCGUACUACUACUUGCCACCUUUUUCAUGCAGUUAUUUUUGAUUUAGGAUUUUUAGGCAGGGGUUAUACUAGUUGAGAAACUUGUUACUUCUCUGCAGGGCCUCAGUUCGAUCAUCUCCUGAGGGGAAGUUCUCGGGGCCUGCCUGCAUUCAUCUACUGCAGUGAUUCUCAAGCAGGGUGCUGUAGCACACGGGUGCCUGGGGAUCCUUUUCCGGGUGCCACACAAUGUUAGCACUGCCGGGGUGCAGACAUGCUGCACAAGAUCGACCAGAGAUUGCAAACAGGAAUCCAGAGCGCCCGAACCAUUCUGCCCUGUCGUGGCCUCUGAGUUCGUUGCGGCAGAGACUGCUCUGUUAUUUUUUAUGUAGUCAAAAAACAAGUGAAAACUAAGAGCUGGCAUGUUCUGAGGGGAGCCCUGGAUUUAAGGAGGUUGAGAACCACUGAUCUACUAGAGAAAGGUCCACCCUCCCAGUCAGGACUAGGGAAGCUUAUACACGUGAUGCUGAGGUGAUGUACAUACAAAAAAAAAUUCCCUUUGUGUGGCUUAAUGGCUUCACACUUUACAUGUACAUGAGUUUUGUGGGGUUUUAAAUUAGUUGUCAUCAUUACAAACUUAAAGCGCAUCCAGAUGUAGUUUAGUUUGCAAUGUUGCAACUUGCAAUGAUACAACCAUAAAUCUGUCACAUGUUCAUGGUGAUGCACUGAAUUAAAUGGACUGAGACCCUUUGUCCACUGGAUGUCGCUACAGUUUUUGUGUAGUGAGCCCUCUUGUCUACCACAUAUCCCUACAAUUUACAGGUAUUUUUGUGUAAUGAAUGUUUUAGUGUAGUGCAGGUGUAGCUGCAGAGCCAGACAUGAAUCAAUCUUCUGCUGACCUCUUUUUAUUACUUUAUUAAACAAGUAAUUUAAAGAAACCAAUCAGUGCUUGUCAUCUCCUAUUCUGCUUGGUGUGGGGGUGUCCAAAAGGCCCUAGGGUGUGUUCAGGAGUUGAAGAUCGGGGUGAUCCCAGACUCUUUUGGAGAUUGGUAUUUGUCUAAAUCUAUCUCUUACGGAAAUCUAUCAGUGUCUGCUGUGUAUGUGCUCCCUUCUCCAUUAUCAGGGAUAAUGUGGUGCCUGGUGUACCCUGACUCCCUCAGUGCUAUUAUAGAAAUACCUCACAGUGAAGCUUGCUAUUGUCAGUAAAGCAUACUAGUCUUCUGCUCUGAGCAUUUAACACCUAAUAGGAGUUUAAUGGGUCCCCAAAGUUCCCUUGCUGUCCAGAGAGCUGGUGGUCUUUGCAACAACAGGAAAGGUUAGCUCUGGCCUUGUUGGGUAUGUUCUGCUCUGAGCAACUAACACCCAAUUGCCAGUGCAAUUGCACAGCUUAAGCUAUGGACAUUGGGGAUGAUGAUCUUUUCCUCCCCACCUUUAGACUGGGAUCGUGCAGGGAAGGGGCUGUCUCUGUACAGCCCCGAGCAUAGUAGGGUCAGGAACUCAGUAGGGGCCUCCAAAAGCCUGCUGUUUCACUGCCCUCCCAUUCUCUGUGCUGUGGCCUGCAUGCAUGAUGGUCCUUGGACAUUGCUGCAAGGGCAGCACUGGCUAAAACCCUUUGCUGUUCUCCACUCAGGCUGCCGCAGUCUGGCCCAAGUACACAAGCUCUAAAAAUGCCUUGCGAGACUUUGCUGAGACCCACGUCUUGUUUCAUAUAUCUCCGGUUUGUCAGAUUUUCCCAAAACCAAAGUAGGGGUCCUGGGGCAGACCCACGAGAUGCACUCUUCCAGCACUGUGCAGGGACAGUCUCCAGUGCGGCUCUGCCCCAGAGCUGCAGUCUAGAUACUCCAGGACCCUGAAGGCACAUGGGUCUCCAGCCACAGGAGCUUUCUCUGGGCAGUUAUAUUUGAACCAGGACUUCAUUCUGGCAAACCUGCAGACCCCAGCUAGAGUCAGCCCUCUGAGUCUUUCUAAGCUCCUUGCUUUAGAGUGGAGAACGGGAGCAUCAUCAUUUUAUAAAAGCUGUUCUGUGGUUUGGUUAAUUAUGGUUAAUACUUGGUUUGUAAAUAAAAGUUUCUAUUUGCUUUGUUUAAUUCUUCACUUCAUGUGAAGUCUGGGAGUGUGAAGAAGGGAAGUGUGGAUGGGCAUGGGUUUUCUGGCUUGUAGGGUGACGGGCUUGCAUGAGCUACUCAGAGGGGCACGCCAGCCUCUUCCCAGUGUGGGGGCUGAGCAGGGGCUGCCUUGAGGGUGGGAGCAGGGCAGGCUCAGCUGCUGCAGUGUGCACAGGGUUGUUAAUGCUCAUGUCCCUAUUCACCAAUCCUUAAUUCUGGGUUUCCCCAUUUCAGUGUUCUGCUCAGCACAUGUUUUUUUUUCUGCUGAGCAAAUGUCAUCAACAAACAGGUGUAGGAAGACUUGGGGCAUUUCUGACUGUGAUAUUACUUGAUUGUUCUGGCACCUCAAUAUCUGGCAUAGCUCUUGAUAUGCCUAUUCAAAAAAAGCACAAGGACCUCACACCCACAUUUCUUCCCUGGCUUCUGCCAGAUUGGAGGUAUUUGCUGGGGUGGUACUUUGUGGUGGGUCUACUCAUUGUUCCACAAAGCACUAUUAUCUGCAGCCCUGGGCAGAUCAUGGGUUUUGAUGUGGGGGAUGCUUUUGGCUGUGAGGGGUGACUGGCUGCCCUUGGGGUUUGCAGUUUGUCCUUUCAGUCUUCUGCUCAGUGCCUGCUUUUUUUUCACUGAGUGCUUCUUCUGUUGGGAGCAGUGUCUUGACACAUGGGUCACUCAGUUGCCUGCUAUUGUGCCAUGGCAUACACAGGUCUUGUUUAGUUAUGGUUAAUAUUUGAUUUGUAAAUAAAAGUUUCUAUUUGUUUC